Messenger RNA from Branchiostoma belcheri (Belcher's lancelet), 1956 nucleotides. RefSeq lists its product as uncharacterized. The record is from RefSeq and is a predicted model, not a curated record. The transcript is spliced from 4 exons. The coding region runs from base 63 to 1919 and encodes 618 amino acids. Lineage: Eukaryota; Metazoa; Chordata; Leptocardii; Amphioxiformes; Branchiostomatidae. Gene Ontology annotation, molecular function: translation repressor activity; ubiquitin protein ligase activity. Gene Ontology annotation, biological process: proteasome-mediated ubiquitin-dependent protein catabolic process; protein polyubiquitination; negative regulation of translation.
CUGAGGACCUGACCUCCGACGCCGUGUCAAGUGUCGUCCGAAACGACUUCGGCAAUCAUAGCAUGACUGAACCAGGUACAGAAACUGUACCACCUAGUACCUUCAGGCAAGUUGACGAAGAUGCUGAUAGCUACAUCUCUGGUACAGGUGGGGAAUAUGAACAUGAUGACGAUGAAAAACUAUCUACCCAAAGCGAUGCUGCCUUUGGGAACAGGGAGAGAAUUCAUAUCAGCCCUGGAGAUUUUGAUACAUACGCCAUUGCAUAUACAUGCAAGGCACCCAAUACCCGUAUGAAGAAAAGUGUGGAAGACACGAAAAGCAAACAGAAAACGAAAACAGCGUCCAGCAGCCGAAAUGAUAACGAUAUCCACUUGGCAGAAUGUGGCUCAGUCAAGAAUGAUACUGAUACUUCAGCCUUUAAUGGAAACGAUGGUAAAAUGCGAAUACAUGCCAGGGAUCCAAGUCCGAUGUAUUCACAUAACACUACAAACCCUUAUCCGAUGCACACCAUAAACGAGGUAAACCCCAAUUUGACGUACCUGCAAACCACCGCGGAGGCUUCUAACGCCAACCCAAUGUACCUUCAAAGCGCCGUGGAGCAUUCUUACGCCAGCCCUGGAUCCACCUUCAUGUCAAAUACGAGCGAUGACAUUCCCUGCACCCUGACAUCAGCUGAUAUAUAUCAGCAAGGUGAUGUACACAUUUACCAGUAUAUCCCAGCACGCAACGCAGAUUUAGAAGAUACUCAACCAAAACUCCCCCUGCAGAAUCAAGCAGCAGCAGCUUCAAACAACAUCAAUGAUGCCUCGAGCAACCCGUUGAGCAACGGUGUCCCUGAUGCCUUGAAUCCGAAUCCGACGUACGUCCCAAACGCCCAGAAUCCUUCAGCUUGUGUUGCUCAGAAAUGGCGGGAUGACUACCGUUGUGGAGACGGUUACACUACAGGAGAUGGGAGGACCGCUGAGUGUGACCCUGACAGUACCUGGCCAUGCUGCUCUCCGGCCAAGUGGUGUGGGAACACUGCAGCUCACUGUGACUGUGCGGGCUGUGUCGACUACCGUAACACAGAAAUUGGUGACAGAAAGUUGGAGAAGAUCACCAUUGGAGGAAAGGGAAAAGAACCUAGCAUGACAUAUGCGUACGGAGUCGCCGUGUCUGCUGAUAAUGAGAUAUUUGUGACUGAUACGGCUUAUCCAGCUGGGCGAGUCCACGUCUUCAGCAUGGAUGGAAUCUAUCUCCGCCACUUCCCAACGGUACUGCCGGAUGGAAAAAGCUAUAUAUCGCCUUCUGCUGUUGCUAUUGGCGUAGAGCCCGGCUACCUGUGGGUACUGGGCGGUAAGCCUUUUCUGGGCUACAGUAAGACCGGUCAGGCAAUCAAGAAGUUUGACGUACAGUUCACCUUUCCUUGCUAUGUUCCCGUCAUGGCGAUAGACGUACGCAACAAUAAAACAAUCGUGGGACAUGGAGAUACAGUAAAGAUUUUUAAUCCAAACGGGUAUCUCUAUCGGAGUUUUAAAGUGUUAUCAGCUAAUGAGAGAGGUAAGAUCGGGGGAGUCACAUCGGACAGCGAGGGAAAUAUCCUGCUUACACUUACAGGCGCGUUUAAUAUCGUUAAGAUGUACAUGUACAGUCACUCCGGAGUCAAGAUACUUGAAUUUGACGGACGGGAUAAGGGCGCAACAUAUUUUUCCAGAGGUAUUUGUCUGGGCACCUUCGAAAGGCACAUCAUCGUGGCAAACUAUGUUGAGAACAGGGUGGACAUGUUCACAAGACGCGGGGAGUUUGUCCGUGCCAUCGCGGACAUUAAAAACCCGUCGGGUAUCGCUAUGGGACCAGAUGGAGAGAUGGUGGUUACUUGCGCAUGGGAAUUAUUGGAAUACACUGUAACUAUCUUUCCACGACACAUGGUGCUUCCUUAACCCUCAUACGACCGAUGCACUUUUGCCUUCAGGAUGG